AUGAGUUGUGGGCGUUCAAAGGUGCCGAUCACUGCCGGAUCGUCGAAACAGUCGAUGACCGACGCCGAGGUCAAAAAUACGUCCAAGGAGAAGAUCUCGUCGAAGCAUCGGAGUGCUGAAAAGGUGAAGAGCAAAAGUGAAGACCGGGGCAUACAGUCGAAGUCGAAGGAGACGGACAAGUCACGGAAAACACCGGCAAAUACCAAUGAUUCCAGCCGGCAAAAGAAAGUAGCAACCACACCCCCGACGACAAAAAGCCUACAGGCCGAGCUGGUCGUCGUGAAAACGGCUAGAGAACGGGACAGGACAGCGAAAGUGAAGCGAGAUAAGGAGAGGGAACGAGAGAAAGAGCGCGAGAAAGAACGCGAAAAGGAGAAGGAGAAGGAGAAAGAGAGGGAGAAGGAGAAAGAAAAGGAGAAGGAGAAGCUGAAGGAGCCGGAGAAAGAGCGGAAGGAGACUGACUGGGGAGCCGAGGAUGAUGACACGGUCAACGAUCAAAUCCCGUCAUUGCCGAUCAAUCCGGAUGCACCGUCGCUCGACUGUUCCUACAGUUAUAAGUCACCUCAAAAGUCGAAGCGAGGAGCAAGGAAGGAGACGUCGAAUCACGCCCUCAACACCGAUCCAACGAUGGCCUCAAUGCCCAAGUCGGGAUCGGCCCCACCACAACCCAUCAAUCUCUACGAGGGA
Messenger RNA from Mesorhabditis spiculigera, 687 nucleotides. NCBI's taxonomy places the organism in Eukaryota, Metazoa, Nematoda, Chromadorea, Rhabditida, Rhabditidae. The record is from the annotation of a GenBank genome assembly.